UAUUAUUAACAAAAAAAGGAAUUUCUAAUAAGGAAAAAUCAUGUUCAUGUAUCGUUCGUUAAUAUCAAGACAAAUGCGCGCGAAUUUAUUUCGAUCCAUCGAUAAAUUAUAUUACAAUGGUGAUCAUGGUAAUGUUCGUCUGGCAAGAUUAAUUUCAAAUUAUUCUUCGAAAAAACAAAUACAUUUGAAUGAACAAAAUACGCAUAAUAAUAUUGUAAACAGUCCGUGCUCUAAUAUACACGGAUACGAAAAUGUAUUGUUACACGAAAUAGUUUGGCAGAAUAUGGAUAAGUGGUCGAAUAAAACUGCAAUAGAAUGUGCAAUCACUGGCAAAUCGUAUAAUUAUCAGCAACUGAGAAAACAUGUAGAUCGAUUGGCAAUGUCGUUACGUAAAGCAAAACUUUUGCAGUACGAUACCGCAGCUAUUAUUUUGCCUAAUAUUCCCGAAUAUGUUAUCAUUAUACUAGCUGCUAUUGAAGCUGGCCUUCGUAUAACAACAAUGAAUCCUAUGUGGACCGGCACUGAAAUAAUGAAACAAAUUCGAGAUUCCGAAACUUCGGCGAUCUUCACCAAUCCUUUGAUAUAUCCUACUAUAAAAAAAAGUAUUGAAAAUAAUUCAAAAAUCAAAUUACCAAUUAUAGUAGUUAACGAUGGUAGUGGAUCGAUACCUUCGGGUACGAUAAAUUUGAAUGAUUUAAUGAAAGAAGGUAUCGAAGAAUUUUCGAAAAAUCAAAAAACUGGUGUCAAUCCCGAGGAUGACAUUUUUUUACUAUAUUCUAGUGGUACCACUGGGUUACCUAAAGGUGUACAAUUAACGCACAGGAACAUUGUUGCAAAUUUACUUCAAAUAAGUUCUCCAGAAGUUUCAAUUGGUAUAAGUACUACUGAAACGACACAGGAUACUGUACCAAUGGUACUACCUUUCUUUCAUAUAUAUGCCUUAGUUCCUCUUAUUUGUAAUUAUUUAAGAAUAGGCGCCAAAUUAGUGUGUCUACCGCAAUUUUCAAUAAAAGAUUAUAUAAAAAUCCUUGAAAAUUAUAAGCCGACAUUGUUAUACUUGGUACCACCGAUUAUACAAAUGAUGGUUAAUAAUGAACAAAUUACAUCAAGGCAUGUUGAACAUGUAAGGAUGAUUAUAUCAGGAGCUGCACCACUGGGGAUAGAUACUAUUAGUAAAUUUCAUGAACGUGUCAGCGACAAAGUGCAAUUUGUGCAAGGGUACGGUAUGACUGAAACCAGUCCAGUAGUAACACUAAGUAAAACUGCUCCUGCCAAUUCAGUAGGUUUUCCUGUGUCUAACACACAAUUACGUUUUGUCAAAUACAAAGAUGAUGAAAGUAUCAACGUAGGACCAAAUGAAAUUGGAGAAAUCUAUGUUAAGGGACCUCAAGUAAUGAAAGGUUACUAUAAAAAUCCUCAAGCAACUCAAGAUACUAUGGAUGGUGAUUGGAUAAAAACUGGAGAUGUAGGAAAAUAUGAUGAAUUAGGAUACAUCUACAUUGAAGGACGCUCCAAAGAAUUGAUCAAAGUAAAAGGUUUUCAAGUAGCACCUGCAGAAUUGGAGAAUAUUAUUAGCAAUUUAGACGGUAUCGCUGACGUUGCUGUAAUUGGUGUUCCUCACGACAAAUAUGGCGAAAUUCCAAAAGCUUUUAUAGUACCGAAAAAAGGAGUUACCGUUAAUCCAGAAGACGUAAAAAGUUUUGUUGCUAAACACGUUUCCAAUUACAAACAAAUAGGACAUGUACAGUUCAUCAACGAAAUUCCUAAAAGUCCAGCUGGGAAAAUUUUAAGAAAAAAACUACAGAAUAUGUGAUUUCUACGUAUUGAAUAGACAGAGGCAUAAAUUUUUUUAAAUUCAAAUUCAC
Polistes canadensis is the source of this 1865-nucleotide messenger RNA. Its product is annotated as 4-coumarate--CoA ligase 1-like. The transcript has 7 exons. Gene Ontology annotation, biological process: long-chain fatty acid metabolic process; fatty-acyl-CoA biosynthetic process. The record is from RefSeq and is a predicted model, not a curated record. Gene Ontology annotation, molecular function: long-chain fatty acid-CoA ligase activity. Gene Ontology annotation, cellular component: mitochondrion. Bases 41 to 1813 code for a protein of 590 amino acids. NCBI's taxonomy places the organism in Eukaryota, Metazoa, Arthropoda, Insecta, Hymenoptera, Vespidae.